Cololabis saira (Pacific saury) is the source of this 3754-nucleotide messenger RNA. RefSeq names its product thymocyte selection-associated high mobility group box (gene tox). The transcript has 10 exons. Gene Ontology annotation, cellular component: nucleus. The record is from RefSeq and is a predicted model, not a curated record. Bases 499 to 2310 code for a protein of 603 amino acids. NCBI's taxonomy places the organism in Eukaryota, Metazoa, Chordata, Actinopteri, Beloniformes, Belonidae. Gene Ontology annotation, biological process: regulation of transcription by RNA polymerase II; leukocyte differentiation. Gene Ontology annotation, molecular function: chromatin DNA binding.
GGACACACGCCUCCAGCGACCCGCUGUGUUCACUAUUCCUCAGCAACUGGAUACUUGCUCCGACACAUGAACAAAGACCAGAUUUUUUAUUUGCUUUUUUUGAUUUAAUUUAAUUUUGUUUUGUUUCUUAAACUGUUUUUUUUAAUCGUUCGUUUUAAAGACAAAAGUGCGUGUACCGGGAACUUUGCUCCUUCGGAGCCGCACUUUACUAGACCAUGAAAGCCGGCGUGUAGAGAAGAGAAGAGCAUCAACCUUAAACUUCACAGACUUUCACAGCUCCGGUAGAGGCUUGUUUACCUGACCAAACCUGGUUCAAGCCUGCCCUUUAUUUUUUAUUUUUUUAUUAUAAUUUUUUUUAUUUUUAUUUUUUAAAGAAGCGUUUCCGUUGGACUGAGGUCGAUUUUUUAAGCUUUUAAAGUUUAUUUUAGUGCCUCCUCAUAUAUAGAGAAGAUAAAGUGUGAAAGAAGGGCAGCCAGAGGCGUGGAUGUAUUUUCAGUCAUGGAUGUAACAGUUUACCCGCCUCCUCCGCAGUCUCUAGCCGCGUCUGAGCACACCAGGAUGGGCCAGUUCUCCUACCAGGACCCGGCCUUCGGGACCAACAAGCUGGAUGGGGACACCAUGUUCCUGGGCGUGCCAGAAGCAGGCCUUGACUUCGCCUCAGCCAAUCAGUUUCGUGUGCCACAGCCCCCUCACCCUCUCAGCAAGGUGACGCCACCCAACCCAUCCUCACAGCACUGGAGGAGAGAUGCACACAUGUCCGACAUACACCGCCUGCCCUGGUCAUACCCAGUGAGCACUUUGGGUGAUGAAGACUUCAACAUCCCGCCCAUCACUCCCCCCACUCUGCCAGACCACAUGGUGCCCCCUCACCUACCCCAUGAUUCCUCCUCUGGGCAGUACCACUCCAUGGAGCCCCCCUCUAUCUCAGCUACACACCACCCCUACCAGCUGCAGGGCAUGGACCUGCCCGGCAUGUCUGGCAGCCAGGACGGAGCCGCUAUGUUGAACCGAGACGGCAGCACGUUCAGCCCAGACAGAGGCCCGAUGACCAGUACUCUUUCUGUGAUGCAGCAGAUGGUGAACUCGGAUUCUCGGUUUACCAGCAGCCAACAGCCAAUCGAAGCAGCUCUUGGGCCCAGGAGCCAGUCAGGAGCUAGUCAACAAAGCCAGUUGUCCACUAUCAACCAGUCCCAGCUGGUGCUCAGUGGGAACUCUGCUACCCAUAAUUCCCCUUCACCUCCUGGAAGUAAAUCCGCCACACCAUCUCCCCCAAGUUCAGCACAUGAGGAUGACAAUGAUGAUGGACUCAGGGGAGAAAAGCGGCCAGCAACAGUGGACAUCUCAAAGAAACCUAAAACGCCAAAGAAGAAAAAGCGAAAGGACCCCAAUGAGCCAGUGAAGCCGGUGUCGGCAUACGCCUUGUUCUUCAGAGACACCCAGGCCAACAUCAAAGUGCAGAACCCUAACGCCACCUUUGGGGAGGUGUCAAAGAUUGUGGCUUCCAUGUGGGAUGGCUUGGGAGAAGAACAAAAACAGUUGUACAAGAAAAAGACUGAGACGGCUAAGAAGGAGUAUCUGAAACAACUGGCUGCCUACAGAGCCAGUCUGGUCUCACAGAGUUACAAUGACCCAUCAGAGAUGAAGCAGCCUCACCCUUCCUCCACAUCUUCCUCCUCUUCUACCUCAAUGUUCUCCUCCAGACCUUCAGCUUACCCUGGUCAUCCAGGUCAGCACUCUUCCUCCAGCUCUCUGGCCCACCCUCACCCUCUCCCUCCCCCCCAGCACUCUGGGAUGUACAUGCCGUACUCUCACCCACCACACCCUUCCCACGCCUCCAGCCCCGGUCACGGCCCACACCUACCUCCUCCUCACCCUCAAAUCCACCCCCAGCUCCAUGCACUGUCCACCAGGGGAACCGUGCCUCGGGUCAGUGUCCCCCACCAGGGAGCCAUGUCCAUGGGAAAUGUGGCAGCGGCGUCCACCCCUCCCCUCCAGGUUAGCCCUCCUCUUCACAGCCAGGCCCACUUGGGAGGGCUGCACAGCCCACACCAUCAGCACCAGCAGCUCAGUGGGCACUCCCUGGGAAUGACGCACUCCCCUGCCAUCACACAGGGUUAUGCUCCCUCCCUCCAGUCGGACUAUCAGUCGAUGGGCGGUGGCAUGCUGAAUAGCGGAGCGGUGAUGUCAUCAUCAGUGGACUACCACCAGCUGGGUCGACACACUCCCAACCACCAUCCCUCUCUGGACUGGAGCGUUGAUUACCAUGGCAACGGAGUUCUUCAGAGAGAUAAACCUCUGUAUCUGAGCUAAUCUCAGGAAAAAAAAAAAGACGCCAAACAUCGACCCCACUACUGCCACAACCUGAACCUGCAGCCAUGACCCUCCAUCAGCGCUGGCAGCCUGGUCCAUCUUCAUCCCAGUGAGUUCCAGCUCUGAGAGGACUCACGGGGACUUGAAGACAAAAUGUGAACUUCAGUUGAGUUCAGCACUUAAAACAAAAGCCCAAACAGGAGAAAAAUGGCGCAAUUUCUGUGUAUUACAACAGUUUCUUUAAGGUAGAACAGAUUUAAGAAGUGACCUGAGCAUUCGUUAUUGGCUGUGUUUUUUUUGAUCACCUACUGUGUAAAGCUACCAUUCAAAAAGAAACUGUGCACCAGCAAGGAGAGAAGGGCGAGUCCUCUGCUGAGAACCAUGUUGAUAAGUGUAUAUACUCCAAUAUUUCCUGUCUGCUCAAACGCUUUCAUAUCUAGUUUCUCAUUUUGUAAGGAUGGUGUUUACCGUCAGAUCCAAAAGGCUCUUCAUUUGUAAAUUGUUGUAACUUAAUUUUUUUUAAGUUAUCGAUUUUAAAGCUGUUUUUUUGUUUUGUUUGUUUUUUAAUUGACUUUCUAAGUGGUUGUGUCCUUCUACAGUCAAAGUUAGAAGCACACAUCACAAAAACAGAGGAUCAUUAACCAAAUACCAUUUAAAUUAUGUUCCCCCAGUGGCUUUAGUUACAUGAUGCUUUACUGCCAUAUGGACUGAAGUCCAGCUCGCUGACUGCAGACACAGUAAAACUAAAUCUUGUGACUAUCACACAGUGAUAAAGACUUGAUUUACGCUGCUGUUGGCAGUUAAAGACAAGAGAAAACUCGGGAACAUCACCUCGAUUCGUCUGUGAAAGACUGAAGAACUUUCUUUGCUCUCCAAUAAAUAUGAUGUAUUUUAGUCCCUGAAAUUAUAAAAUGUCAAACAAUUGUUUGUUGUAAAAAAAAAAAAAGAAAAAAAGAAAUGAAAAGAAAAGAAAAACAUUGUUUGUAUGAUGCCAGCUCCUCCUCCUGGCAUAUGUCUGUUGAUAUUAUUGAUUUGGAUCCAAACUGUGUGUGAGAGCGUGAAGUGUUAAUGAGAAAGCAGAGUGCUUGAUUGAGUUGCAUGGUCUCCUUUGUCAUCUCUAUUUCUCUGUGCUCAGAGGCUAUUUAAGAAACUAUAAUUGUUGCUGGGUUAGCCCUGUUUUAAUGUUGUUGUUUUUUCAUUUUUUGAAUAAUCAAAUCGAGGGUCGUUUUCGUCAUUAAGACAAAGUUGAAAGACAUAUCUCACUCUUGUUCUGUAUCUGUUUGUAUUAAAGUGUUUUUGCUUUUUUUUGUUUUGUUUUGUUCUUUUGGGCAUAUGAAAGGACUUUGGCAAACAAGAACCAUUAAGAUUUUCUUAUUUUUAGAUUCUAAUAAUGUGUUUGAGAAUAAAGGCAGUGCUGCACUGAUGUGCAGCCAUUACUCCAAAA